Molecule: messenger RNA, 1378 nt
Organism: Hippopotamus amphibius kiboko
Lineage: Eukaryota; Metazoa; Chordata; Mammalia; Artiodactyla; Hippopotamidae
Product: S-phase kinase-associated protein 1-like
Exons: 1
Coding region: 198-545 (115 amino acids)
Biological process (GO): SCF-dependent proteasomal ubiquitin-dependent protein catabolic process
Cellular component (GO): cytoplasm; nucleus
Molecular function (GO): cullin family protein binding
Source: RefSeq, a predicted model, not a curated record
GUUACUGUUAUUCAAAACUAGCAGACCAAUGUCAGCCGUCAGUUUAAUUCUUUACUCAUUCAACAUGUCUGGCUGUUUCAUUAUAAAAACUGGGAGCUGGGCAUUGGCCUUGUUCUCCGCCUUUCUGUUUUUCUUUUUGCAAACGCCGCCCUGCUUUCCUCAGCCUCCGGCCUGCCAUCUCCUUGAGACUUAACACCAUGCCUUCAAUUAAGUUGCAGAGUUCUGAUGGAGAGAUAUUCGAAGUUGAUGUUGAAAUUGCAAAACAAUCUGUGACUAUCAAGACCAUGUUGGAAGAUCUGGGAAUGGAUGAUGAAGGAGAUGGUGAUCCAGUCCCCUUGCCAAAUGUUACUGCAGCAAUAUUAAAAAAGGCUGCAAACUACUUAGAAAUCAAAGGUUUGCUUGAUGUUACCUGCAAGACUGUUGCCAAUACGAUCAAGGGGAAAACUCCUGAGGAGAUUCGAAAGACAUUCAAUAUCAAAAAUGAUUUUACUGAAGAAGAGGAAGCCCAGGUAUGCAAAGAGAACCAGUGGUGUGAGGAGAAGUGAAAUUUUGUGUCUGACGCUAUAACACUGUAAGGAUUGUUCCAAAUACUAGUUGCACUGCUUUGUUUAUAAUUGUUAAUAUUAGAAAAACAGUCAACAAAUGCAGCAGCAAAUCAGUUGUAUUAGCAGAAUGUUGUCCUCAUUGCAUGUGUAGUUUCAGUACAGAUUCCAAACUUAUGGCUCCAUUUCUUCUAGUAUGAUCAAAAGUUCUUCUUUCUUUGCUCUGAAUAAAAUUGAACUGUGGGUUCUCUAUAGAAAGUGGCAUUUUGGGCUUUCCCUCUUUUUGUAAAGCAAUUUCUGCCUAGUUUGCUGUCCAGUUAACUUUAGUGACUUUUAAAAGUUGGCACUGUAAAUAAAGCAACUUGCAAAAAAUUUUCUGAAACAGAAUUAACAAUGUAUUAUCUUUAUUCAUGAGUUGGAAACGAGAGAAAGGCUACUUGAGGUAAAUGUUAUCAGAGUGGGGUUAUCAGAAUGUUUUCCAGCUUCCUGGAGUCAAGGAGUGCCACUGGUAUUGAUUAGCCUGUAUGUAGCAGGGCUCCCUUAAUUGUAUCUCAGGACUUGUUUUUGCAUUUUUAAUCCUCUCAGCUUUGAAUAUGCUGUCUAGAGGCUCAGUUAUCUACUCAGUUUGUGGUCUGGGAGAAAAUAUAAUUAGACAGUUUGCUGGCUUUUCAGUUAAGACAGUUAACCCAUGUGGUGUGUCAUCUUUUUAUAAUCAGUAAUCCCAUGUGGGGAAAACUAUUCACACUACUUCCAUGUAAAAAAAAUAGUUUAACCUUUAAUGUUAAAAUGUGUGUCAUAACCCAGAAAGCAUCCGUCAUAAAUGCAAGAUACUUUCA